AUGGCCAAAGAUCUGACGACGACCAAGUAUGAGCCCAUACACCCAGAGGGCCUGGCGCUCGCUCUGUUGGUGGUAACCAUCGUCUGCACCGUCAUAUCCAGCAUUGUGGUGUGUCUAAGGUUCUACGUCCGCAUGUCGUUGCACGCGUUCGCCAUCGAGGAUUGGUUGAUGCUCGCUGGAUGGAUCAUUAACCUCGGGCACAACGCCUCCGUUAUAGUUCUCGCAUACAGCGGUAUCGGAUCACACGACGACAUCAUCACGGUCGGCAUGCAGUACAAAGUAGGGCUUUGGACAAUGAUAUGGCAGUUUCUAUACGUGUUGGAUGGUGCCCUCAUCAAAUCGAGCAUCAUCUGGACCCUGCUCCGGCUUGCCACGGACUUGAAUAAGAUGUACAGAAACGCUCUCUGGGCCUUGUUCGCCUUGAGCUGGAUCGUCUGGCAAAUAUCAUGGCCUGUGGCCAUCUUCCAGUGCAAGCCUGUGUCAGCAGCAUGGGGCAAGCCGGGAGACUGCACUUCAGGCCAGACAGUCAUUCUGAACGUUUCGUACUUCGUCUCAGCUGCCAACAUCUUUACUGAUGUGAGCACCACUGUGUUGCCUAUUCUCUUGCUCCGACACCUGCAGAUGCCCAAGAGGAUGAAACUCCUGACUAUGGGCAUCCUGUCACUGGGUGUCUUUGCGUCAGUGGCCACGACCAUCCGCAUAACCUACACGUGGGCGUAUACUAUACCUACCGAGAGACUUUACGAGAUCGGAAAAAUUGUCAUGUUGACAGUUCUCGAGUGUGAUUUGGGCAUCGUCGCCGGUUCCAUGCCCAUGCUACGCCGUCUCAUCCGCAACCUAGUCCCCUCGUAUGGCGCAAGCGACAGAACGCCUGGCAGGUCCGGCGAUGUCAACCUGGUGACCAUUGGCGGGACGGGCGGGCGACGCACGCACAUGAAGCUGUCUAACGCCGAUGCUAGCAGAGUCGACGGCGACCAGUAUCGCCAUUUUCAGGACAAGGAAAGCAAUGGCGAUGAUGAGUCAACUCGCCACAUUAUUCAUGUUACCCGCGAGGUUGAACAAGACAGUGUCUCGUGUAGAGGCCUGUCUCCUAGUCAGUUUGAGGCUGGUGCGUCAAGCAGUAGCAGACUCCGCUAA
Molecule: messenger RNA, 1137 nt
Organism: Ilyonectria robusta
Lineage: Eukaryota; Fungi; Ascomycota; Sordariomycetes; Hypocreales; Nectriaceae
Exons: 3
Coding region: 1-1137 (378 amino acids)
Source: RefSeq, a predicted model, not a curated record